Delphinapterus leucas (beluga whale) is the source of this 8155-nucleotide messenger RNA. The record is from RefSeq and is a predicted model, not a curated record. NCBI's taxonomy places the organism in Eukaryota, Metazoa, Chordata, Mammalia, Artiodactyla, Monodontidae.
UCUAAAUAGAAUGUAUUGUAAUCUUUGCUCAGUCCAACGUGGUCCCUUCACCCGGGCUCCGCUCUUGCCUUCUCCACACUUGUUUGAUUUAUGAGGAAUCCAAGAUGAAUUUGGAGCAGGAGAGGCCGUUUGUCUGCAGUGCCCCAGGCUGCUCCCAGCGCUUCCCAACAGAGGACCAUCUGAUGAUUCAUAGGCACAAGCAUGAAAUGACUUUGAAGUUUCCCUCAAUAAAAACAGACAAUAUGUUAUCAGAUCAGACUCCAACCCCAACGAGAUUCCUGAAGAACUGCGAGGAGGUGGGGCUCUUCAAUGAGCUGGACUGCUCCCUCGAGCAUGAGUUCAGGAAGGCUCAAGAGGAAGAGAGCAGCAAGCGGAGUAUCUCGAUGCAUAACACCGUUGGUGGGGCCAUGGUGGGGCCUGGAGCUCACCAGCUUGGCAGCACCCGGAUGCCCAACCAUGACACCAGCGUUGUGAUUCAGCAAGCCAUGCCGUCACCCCAGUCCAGCUCUGUCAUCACACAGGCACCUUCCACCAACCGCCAGAUCGGGCCUGUCCCAGGCUCUCUAUCUUCUCUGCUCCAUCUUCACAACAGACAGAGACAGCCCAUGCCAGCCUCCAUGCCAGGGACCCUGCCCAACCCUACAAUGCCGGGCUCUUCUGCCGUCUUGAUGCCAAUGGAGAGACAAAUGUCAGUGAACUCCAACCUCCUGGGAAUGCAAGGUCCAAAUCUCAGCAACCCCUGUGCUUCUCCCCAAGUCCAGCCAAUGCAUUCGGAAGCCAAAAUGAGGUUGAAGGCUGCGUUGACUCACCACCCUGCUGCCAUGUCAAAUGGGAAUAUGAACACCAUGGGACACAUGAUGGAAAUGAUGGGGUCCCGUCAGGACCAGACGCCACACCAUCACAUGCACUCACACCCACAUCAGCACCAGACACUGCCAGCCCAUCACCCCUACCCGCACCAGCACCAGCACCCAGCACACCAUCCUCACCCUCAGCCCCAUCACCAGCAGAACCACCCACAUCAUCACUCCCACUCCCACCUUCACGCACACCCGGCACAUCACCAGACCUCGCCACACCCACCCCUGCACUCCGGCAACCAAGCACAGGUUUCACCAGCGACACAACAGAUGCAGGCCACCCAGACAAUACAGCCGCCUCAGCCCACAGGGGGGCGCCGGCGAAGGGUGGUGGAUGAGGAUCCUGACGAGAGGCGGCGGAAAUUUCUGGAACGGAACCGGGCAGCCGCCACCCGCUGCAGACAGAAGAGGAAGGUCUGGGUGAUGUCACUGGAAAAGAAAGCAGAAGAACUCACCCAGACAAACAUGCAACUUCAGAAUGAAGUGUCCAUGUUGAAAAACGAGGUGGCACAGCUGAAACAGCUGUUGUUAACACAUAAAGACUGCCCCAUAACAGCCAUGCAGAAAGAAUCACAAGGAUAUCUAAGUCCAGAGAGUAGCCCUCCUGCAAGCCCCGUCCCCACGUGCUCUCAGCAGCAGGUCAUCCAGCAUAACACCAUCACCACUUCCUCGGCCGUCAGCGAAGUGGUAGGAAGCUCCACCCUCAGUCAGCUCACCACUCACAGAACAGACCUGAAUCCGAUUCUCUAAAAUCCGAGGGUCAGACCUUGCCUCCAAGGAGAGCUGUCGCAUAUCCUGCGUCCUUUCUUUUAAGGGCAUUUUUAGAAUUAACUCAGACCUGGAAGACUCCUCAGCCCUUCAAAGACUGGCUUUCAUUUUUAUAGUUAUUAUGGAAAUGUUGUCUUUUAUACUCAGUUAUAUAAGCAAAAAAGGGAGUUAUGCAAUUAAUAAUCUAUCAGCUUGGGAAAUGCUUUGGUGCUUUUCUCCAAUUUUCUGGUACCAGUUACUUGUUUAUAAACUGAACUCUUUCUGUAUAUAGUCAUGGUUUCAUUCUUAUCAGUCCAACCCUUUGCCUGAAACGUUGAAUCUUGUUAAGCCACAGCUUUUAGCCAAAAUGAGGCGUACCUAGAUGUCCAGUAUACAGACUGCAAGGCAACUGGGGGAGAAGUCUGAUGAUGUCAUAGCUUAUGUUGAGUUGGUGCUAUGAUGUCACCAGAAUCCCAGAUAAAUGGAGAGCCUUUUCCACAACCCUGUUUCUCUUACUAUAAAAAAAGUAUAAGCUCCAUUGAUGUCCAAAUAAAAUCAGCAAGCAUCUCACCACCUCUCCUCCUGCUCUUGGUCCACUUCCUUGAAUGCCCAAUUUUCCUUUCCAUUUCCACUUUUACCUGGGCUCCCUAUUGACUCUUUAUUUUUACUUUCUGUUUUAUUUUUUCCCCUUUAGCGUUGCAUGCAAAGAAGAAAAUAAUGUUUAAAGGAAAAAAAAAAAAGCUAAUGUGGACCUAGCCAUGGCUUCCCUUGCCCCUGACCCAUUCAACUCUUGCUUUUCACAAAAGAGUAACCGGGAGAUGUUUAAUGUGCCUGGUUUAAUGUUUUUAAUAAUCAGAGCAAAUAAAAGGUGGCUUAGCCGUAGGUGAAGCACCGUUGAAUGCCAGCUGUGGAGACACUAGGGAAGGGAGCUUUAUAAGCCUCAAUUGUGGAAGUCCAAAUUAUGAUGCAGAGCUAGAACAUCAUACCCUCGAAUUACAACUGGUUUUAUAUGGCCUGUCUAUAAUGUUGAAAAUCCAUGUACUAUAUAAUAAUUCAGAAGGGCUCUAUUCACUACACAGAUUAUGUUGUUCAGUCAUUAGCUGCUAAUAGCCUAAGAUAUAUUAUUAUUUUUUUCUUAAGCCUAUGGAACCGUCUUUGCUGUUCUGGUGGGCGAAAGUAGACGAACUACUGGAGGAACAGAGAGAGAAAGAAAACCUAAUGUUUCCAUGGAGGUGCUUUCCGCCCUCCCACAGCAGUUAAAGCACUCUGGCUGCUCAAAGUAUCCCCUGGAUAUGGCUACUCCACUCUUCUGAAUAAUUCUGAUUUAUACUUUCAGCAACUUUCCUGGACUUGCCCAUUAUAAAAAGCAGAUACUCCAAACCACAGUUGUGCCUCCUUGAAACAAGCCAUUCUACUGUGCUAAGGUUUUAAUAUCACAUCUCACAAAUAACUGGGGCUAGUUUUCUUCUCUAGUUGUCUAGGCAGGUGCUGGUGUUUCAUCUCCAUUUGAAUGCUUGACCUCCAAACAUGAGUGUGUGUGUGUGUGUGUGUGUGUGUGUGUGUGUGUGAGAGAGAGAGAGAGAGAGAGAGAGAGAGAGAGAGAGAAAGAGAGAGCGCGUGCAAGAUAAUGGGAUUUAAAAAAGUAGUAUUUUACAAAAGGUGUAGCUUUUAUAAGAGUUCGGAAAAGGGAAGGAUGUGCUUUUUUUUUCUCUCAGUAUAGUGUAAGAAUCUAUUUUGGAGAAAAAAAGAAAAUAUAAGGGUUAUGAAGCAUGGUUUUUAUAACUAGUUUCAGUUUUAUCUAAUAACUUACUUUUUAAAUCAAUAUUUAUCAACAAUCUUUUCAUGUAUGCAGUGCUUUCAAAAAGAAAGUUUUGAGUUUCCAGGGAAAUGCAUAACUUGGAUAUAUGAUCUAAAAAAUCAAAACAAAAGCAAAAGCAAAAAAAAAAAAAAGAGAGAAAAAAGAAAAAAAUGCAAACAAGAAAAGGAUUUUCUAUUAUAUUUUAGACAAACAUAUCAUUUUUAAGUAUUUUAAAUACUGAAUUCAGUUAUUUUGUUUUGUUUUGAAUCCCAGCUGUAAUAGCUGAAUGGUUUAACCUUACUGGCUUCCUAAGAAGUUUAAGAUUUAGCUAAAAAAGCAGUUAACAUUCUUGUCUCUAUUUUGAAAUCAAAAAUAAUUUUUUCUAAACUCCUUCCUAGGACCAUUUAUGUGUCCCCCUAAAAAGGAGAAAGAGCUCAUUGAAAUAUUUGGGUUUUUUAAUUUUUUAAUUUUUAAAAAAUUUUUGUUUUGCUUUAAGUGAAAAAUAUUUUCUUUCUUUACUGCAUGCAUAGCACUUAAUGAAAUGGAUUUUUAAAAAAUCCACUGGUGAUAUCAGAAUGUCCAAGGAGUGGGCUGUCACUAAAAUUAUGGUUUACUUUACUUCUCUUCCACCUCUUAAUUGAAAUAUUUAGUUGUUAAACCAAAAGCCUCUGCAGUUAAGAACUUGCCUGAGUUUUAAUUCAGCAGCUUGAUGGUUUGACUGACGUGCAUUAUAUAUAGCUCAAUUAUGUCUGUUUUUUAUGCUAAGAAGGCAAACCACCACACACAGGUUAGCAAACGGGCCUCAACGUAUAAUUAGAAUAAACUUCUUCUUAUACUCAGGGCCUUUAGGUAUGUUCAUUAGCAGUGUGGAAAUACAGUGAAUGGAGGAUGCCAGCAAGUUGUCAGAGCUUCUUGAAAUCCUGAACAGAAAGGCUCAUUGGUCAAAUCCAACACUCGACUUAUCAUUAUUAAAUAUUUCACUUGAAGGCCUAGCUUUCACCAGACUGUAGAAUAAUCUGUCUGCCUGAAAAUCUCUCCAUUCUUGUCCCACACUUUUUGCCAAUCUGGGGAAACAUUCUGCCCUAUUCUCCUCUCCCACCCAGCUACUGGGUCAUCCAUCCAUACGGUCACAGAUCAGUUGCAAUGACCUUCAGAGCACCCAUCCUGAGGAAGGAGGGCCCGCAGCGCAGCACUGCCUCUCCUUGUUCACAGGUGGGUUUCUGUCAGCAGGAUCUGCUUCUGAAGUCACUGCCAACCUGCCUGGAAACUUCCACAGCGCCUCCCCUGCCUCCUGUGACAGGAAUUAGCAGCCAAGAUAGGGACACCUGAUAGCGUUUCUACCAGGUCAGUCCUUACCUACACUGAGGCAUUCCCAUCUUAAUUGUUUCUCCUUAAGACAUUUCUGAACAUAUGCCAGGACAGGUAGAGUGAAAAUCCUCCCUGUGCAUGAAUGGACUCGUUUUAACGCCUGGCGUGAGGUCGGAUGUUUUCCCUUUACCCUUCCCCGCAGCCCUCUCCUAUCUCCACAUCAGUGUUUGCCAGUCACAGUCUUAACACGGCCCAUGGGGACGAGCAAUUUGUGUACUGUCACUGCAUGCCUUCUUUUCAUUAGGGUGACUUACUUGGAGCAGUUGCUCUUUGGAGCCUGUCAGGUCCAAGAAAUCAAAUGCAGUGCGUGUUCCGAAUAGAGGGGCAUCCGUGGUGAAUGUGCAGGUGGCUGUGGUCUGUUAGUUCAGAAAACUGUCGUGUGCUAGUUGAGCUUGUCAUUAAAAGUCAACCAGCUGCCACAAAAGACCAGCCUUUGGCUGGGGGGUUUUAAGCAUCUGUAACUGCUAUAAACCUAGCCAUCCAGUUAGGAUAGAAUGUGCUUCUUUCUGGUUAAUAAAAAACCAUCUAAGAAAAUAUAUAUGUAUGUAUGUGUGUAUACAGUGGAAUUCAAGGACCAAAGCAAAAUUUGAACAGGAAUCUAUUAAUUUAGAAUUUUAUAAGAUAUUUAUUAAUAAAUGUUAUUUUUAAACAUUCCAUUUGAACAAUAUUCUUCUGUAGGAUCUACUUGUUUUUAAAGGAUUAGUUCAUAAUAAACUACUCUAGUUGUGUGUAUCUUCAUUUUACAGGGUUUCUAAUGGCUAUUCUCCAUCAUUUGGUGGAAAUGUUUGUUUAGACCUCUGUGCAUAGAAAUUUCAAGGAUUUGUAUUGCUCUGUGAGUUAUUUUUUAAUCUAUGUUCGGAACAGUUUUAAAUCAUCUAUUUCUUUUUUCAUUUUUAAAGUAAGCUCUUUCCUUUAGGAAGCAGAGUUCAGCUAAAGGGAAUCGGUAACUAUAACUGGAACAGCUCUCUUGUAAAAGUGUAAAAACAGCUUCAUCUCUGCUUCUCCCCACCGCACCCCAACUUCCCAGAAUGCCUUGCACUAUUCAGCUUCCUUAGUGCUCUUCUCGUCCCUUCCCAAACCGUGUGCAGUAGCUUUAAGCCAUUCAAGUUCCAUUAUGCAGUAUAUCUGAGAAGGGAAAGGAAAUAACCCGUUUAAAUUGGAAUAAAAUCGUGCCUAUGCGAACAGUAGCAAUUUAGAAUCACUCUUCUGCUUUUAAAAUAAUUUAUAUUUUAAAAUUGCACUUUAGCAUUUGUAAUCCCUGUCAGUUUCUCUCGUUCUCUUUCAGACCUCCUCCCUGCCCUUAAACUUCCCUUCACCCUCCCCUUCCCAACUACCCCACGCUUCCUCUAAGGCUCUGAGCUGCAUCAUUUAAAAUACUUUACGGAAUAUUUGCACCAGGUACAUUUGCGUGCGUUCACCAGUAGCAUAGCCAAGACGCAUUGCUAACAUCAACCUAGAUGAAGCCUGCUACGAGAAUGCCAAGGAGAAGAGCCAGUAUGCUCUUUCUCCCUUUAUUCAUAGCAUGUUUUUUAAAAAUGUUAUAUUAUGCAACAGAUGUGAGGGAGCAGCUAGCUAUGCUACACUGAAGAAUUUUCUAUCUUAUCCUCCAACCAAAGUGUGCUGAAUGAGCCAGGAGACAUUCUCUUGUGCAUCACCAUGCACAUCAGACUGUCGUCCUCGCCAUCGUCUCUCUGGGCUGCUGAAAAAAAAACGGUGACCCUAACUAUUUCACUCCUAGGUCUCAAAAAUACAAUGUUGCCUUGUACCAUAAUUAGGGACAGCACCUCUAUUUUACAAUUAUAACCUAAGAAAGGACAAGAAGACACUGAAGCAAUAAACUUACAAGUAAGAUCCAAUACCAAAACAAAGAAAAAAAACAAAACAAAACCCAGCUCGUCAUGUUGUGAAAAUGAAAAAGUGUAUGUCCGUUCAAAAUAUUUUACUAUUUCUUGUGGAGUUUUUCAGUGAUGUAAUGCUUAUAGCCAAAUUGCUUAAAGAGUGUUUAUAUAUUUUUUUCCUUAUAAAUUGUCUAUUUUUUAAAAAAGCUAUUUAACCACAAGUUGAAGGGGGGGGGUAAGGCCAAACUGCCAGCAUUUCUUAAAAGAUUAAUGUUCUUAAGUGGCGCUCUGAUGCCUUUCCAAGCUUAUCGUCAGAGGGGGCUCAAUAAUGAUCAGCUGUUAUACUUAGACCAACUUACAAUAUCUAGCUCAUUAGAAGCCAGGAUUUAGAAAGCUCUUCUUAAGCCAUUGAAGAUUUUCUUGCAUUGUGUUUCAUUUUAUAGAACUUUAUAGGAUUUUUUUUUUUAACAGAAUCAUUUUAGCCUCAGGACUGAGAAUGUGGAACCUGAAUACAUUAGCUUUAAAUACAUCAUUAAAAUCUUAUGCACAAUAAGCUCAUUAGAGUCUAGUUUGCUCCUUUAGAAUACCAAGGCUAUAGACGCUACAGGACGUGAUGAAAGGUAUCAGCCAUGCUGAAGUGGAGGGGGUUUCAGAGAAAGGACCCUUCCCCACCAGCCAGCCAAUAGAACAGAAGAACUGCUCGCCCUCUUUCCUUCUGUGUUCUGCUAAAUCACACCUGCCUCAUAGAGAGAGGAGUUCUGCCUUUGAGGUUUGUCUUGGAGAAAAGAUAAACUUGAAAUGUCCUCCCUGGAGAGGACAUGGGAUUUGGGAUCUUCCGAAAAGGCCCAGAAAAAAUGGCUCAGUUCAAACACAGUGUUCUAGGACAAUUGGAAUAUAAAUAUUGUCCAAAAGAUAGAACUAAGAGAAAAAAGGUUAACAUUGUGCAAAGUAAGUGUUAACUAAGGAAGUCCUCGGAAAAGGUGCUGUCACUUUAAGUUCUGGACUCCGUGGGGGGGGGGGGGGGGGGGGGGUAUUUGUCAUUGUAAACAGCAAAGCAUUUGUGUUUGUUUGUCUGUUUGUAAAGCAACCACCUUCCUUACUGGAAGGAGAAAAAAACUGGGGGUACAUACAUGUAAAUACUUGCAGCAGCAUUUAAUAUGUUUAAUUUUAUGUUAAGCUUUUUGUUGCAUCGUGAACACAUUUAUUGUUACCAACGGACAAUGAGUUCAUUAAGACUGUUCAACUAGGUCAGAUUUUUACAUCUCUUUCUAGCAAGAAGAGACAAGAUUUUGUGCAUUUGUACAAAUGUUAAUAAUAUCACUGCAAUUCCAAUAUAAUAAAGCACUCAAAUGCAAAUAAUAUAUGUACCCUCUGUAUGAUGAAAUUUGGGUUGGGGCUAAUGACAUCUACUCUGCACAAGGUUUUAUUCAUGCCUCAUAAACCAAGGCUUAGGCUUUCAGGGUCACCAUCAUCUAGGGGCAAAAGCAGGUGAGAUUUUCUCCUUCCCAGACCAUCACUACUCUCCCACUGCCUCUUCCAUCCAA